UGCGUUUUGGAGCCCUGGUUGUCGUGUAUGUAAGUACACACGGACCACCCGUGUGCGAUGAACUGCCUGGCAUCAACUGCCCGAUUUCUCAACGUUCCACGACCGCAAUUAGGUGUCUCGCAUAGUUCUCGUCUUCAUCACCGAUGACAUGGGAACAACACCAUGGCCCGGGUCUUGUCCGCGUACAUACACUAUGUACUCUAGAUAGGCCAAGUCGGCGGCCGGCAGGUUCAGCUCGCUAGGCCCUGUCGGGAAGUUCCCCACUUCGGAUCGGCACUCUGGAUCUCGAGUCAAAUCCCCGGCGUCAAUGGCGACGCCCACCGCUCCACCAUCUUUCUCAUUCCCGGAGCACAGCACUACCACCUUCCCGAAGGAGAGUUUCGGCCUGCCUCAUCCAUCGAUUCUGUUGGGAGCCUUCGGGAGGCCAAUAUUGGAGCAGCACCUAAGCAGCAUUCAUUACAGUGGCACAGCGUUGAACAGCGCAGGCUGGACCCAUCGCCGGGCAUCGGCAUCUACAGUACGGGCAGCAUCCACCAUCACAGCCAACCGCCCGCUCCGGCUUAUGGCGCAGCUUACCGCAGAUUUUAGCGUUCGUCAUUUGCUCCGCAUCAUCGCGGUCGUUUGUCACGGUCGUUACAUGGCUUUGUAGCCAGACGAAAGACCCCAAAGAGGAAGGUGAACUAUUCACUGGACCCUUGCUGAUCGCCUGGCUUUUCAGGUUCCCUUCAUCUUUCCUCAAGUUUCCCAGUAUUUAUUCCAGGUAAGUGGCCUCUUUUUGGAGGCGUUCCUUUCCUUCGCCCACACUCGUCGUCGUCGUUUUGAGACCUUCAAAAUGAUGGGACUUGGACGUCUGCUGGCCGCCACGGCCUGCGUUGCGCAACUAGCCUCCGCUCUUGCGCCCGCUUUUGCGCCCCUGUCUGUCCGGAACCUUCGCUUGUCGUCAGAGAGCGAUCUUGCGCUGGAGCCGGAGGGUGAUUUCACCAUCCAGGAGAGCACCGACCCCACGCUUCUAUACCCGGCCCGGACCAUCAAGGUUCCCGUUGACCACUUCCACAACGACACCAAGUAUGAGCCGCAUACCAACGAUACUUUCGACCUGCGCUACUGGUUCGACGCGACCUACUAUAAGAAGGGAGGUCCCGUCAUUGUUCUAGCUGCCGGUGAGACGAGCGGUGUCGGACGUCUCCAGUUCCUCCAAAAGGGCAUAGUAUACCAGCUCGCCAAGGCGACUGGUGGGGUUGGCGUCAUCCUCGAGCACCGCUACUAUGGCAAGAGUCUGCCUACCUCCGACUUCAGCACGAAGAACCUGCGCUUCCUCACUACUGAUCAAGCGCUAGCCGAUACCGUCUACUUUGCCAAGAACGUCAAGUUCGCCGGUCUUGAGCACCUGGACCUGACUGCGCCCAACACUCCCUACAUUGCCUACGGAGGUUCGUAUGCUGGCGCCUUCGUCGCCUUCCUGCGCAAGCUGUACCCCGAUGUUUACUGGGGGGCCAUUUCCUCGUCCGGUGUCACUGAGGCCAUCUAUGACUAUUGGCAAUACUACGAAGCCGCGCGGAUCUACGGUCCUAAGGACUGUGUGACUGCUACCCAAAAGUUGACCCACGUUGUCGACAACAUCAUCCUCAACAAGGCCAACGCCAGAUACGUGCAGAAGCUCAAGGAUACAUUCGGUCUCGGCAACCUCACCCACACCGAUGACUUUGCCAACACCAUCAGCUUCGGCAUCGCAGGACUGCAAUCCACCAACUGGGAUCCCGCGUUGAACGACACCUCAUACGGCGAAUACUGCAACAAUGUCAGCUCCAAUGCGCUGCUGUAUCCCGAGACGGCUCGUCUUGAGAAGGACGUCCAGGAGCUCUUGACUGUUGGCGGAUACGGCAAGGAGGUCAAGACGCUUACAAAUCAGUUUUUGAACUACAUUGGCUAUGUCAAUGUCACCUCAGUCCAGUCGUGCGACGGGGAUCAGAAUGCCUGCUUUACCUCCUAUGACAGUGAAUUCUACAAGAAGGACGAUCUUAAGCAGACGUGGCGCUUGUGGCUGUAUCAGGUUUGCGAUCAAUGGGGCUUCCUCCAAACCGGGUCCGGUGUUCCGCACAACCAGCUCCCGCUGAUCUCCCGCGCUAUCGACCUCAACUACACGUCCAUCGCCUGCCGCGAGGCCUUCAACAUCAACAAGCCUUCGGACGUCGAGUCCAUCAACAAGUACGGUGGCUUCGGCAUCAGCUACCCGCGCCUGGCCAUCAUUGACGGCGAGAAGGACCCCUGGCGCGCGGCCACCCCGCACGCCAUCGGCCUCAAGGAUCGCAAGAGCACCAUCAGCGAACCCUUUAUCCUGAUCAAGGACGGCGUGCACCACUGGGACGAGAACGGCCUGUUCCCCAACGAGACCGCCCCCAACUUCCCCCCUAAGCCGGUGGAGGAGACGCAGAGGGCCAUCAAGAACUUUGUGCAGGCUUGGCUUCAGGACUUUAAGAAGAGCGGGCAUGGACAUGGACAUGGAAGUACGAAGCCUUGAGAAGCCCAUGUAUCGAGGGUCGACUAGUGGCUUGUGUUGUGAACGGGUGUCAUACUAACCUUUUCCCAGGUGCCGGCGUCCAUGAUGAGCAGCAGGUUUUAGGGGACUUGUGACGGAAAGGCAUGUUGAGCGGGAUCAUUAACCGAGCAAGCAUGCUUAAAUUAAAUACAAAGCAUCUGGAUAGCAGUGAGCGGAAAGAGUCUUGGAUACCGUACACAGGUUCAUGAAUAUGUAUGUUGAUGUAUACUCAAUACACCUCUUUGUAUUUCUUGUUACGAUCUUUGCCGCUGUACCUACAAUUCAGAGAACAGGAGAGCCUUCAAGACGAGCAAUUGGACCAAUGAUGGCAAUUCGUGGGUCAAGGUGGUAAAGAAGAGGAGUUACGUUCCACUGUCCGGAAUAAG
This is a messenger RNA of Neurospora crassa OR74A, 2922 nucleotides long. It is a transcript of the gene scp, whose product is annotated as extracellular serine carboxypeptidase. NCBI's taxonomy places the organism in Eukaryota, Fungi, Ascomycota, Sordariomycetes, Sordariales, Sordariaceae. Bases 833 to 2518 code for a protein of 561 amino acids. Gene Ontology annotation, biological process: proteolysis. Gene Ontology annotation, molecular function: dipeptidyl-peptidase activity; serine-type exopeptidase activity. The record is from RefSeq and is a predicted model, not a curated record. The transcript has 4 exons.